AUGUCAGAAUUGGAGUUAUACUUGGAUCUUCUGUCCCAGCCAUGCCGUUCGGUGUACCUGUUUGCUAAGGUCAACAACAUCCCAUUCCAGCACCAUGAGAUGAAACUUUUUAAAGGGGAUCAUCUAACUGAAAGAUUUAAGAAGGUGAAUCCACAGCACAAAGUACCUGUACUAAUAGAUGGAGAAUUCACACUUGUUGAGAGUACUGCAAUGUUGCGCUACCUGGCACAGAAAUAUAACACCCCUGAUCACUGGUACCCUUCUGAUGAACAAAAGCGUACCUGUGUUGAUGAAUACCUAGCUUGGGAGCAGACUAAUACACGUCCCAAUGGUUGCAGAGUCUUCUGGGAAAAGUGUAUGACUCCAGCAAUUCUGGGCCAUGAUGCUGAAUUGGAUAAACUGAACCAUGUCCUUGCUGAGUUCAUUGCUGUCAUGAAGCAUGUGGAGGAGACAUUUUUAAAGGACAGACCUUUUCUUGCUGGUGAUGAAAUCUCACUGGCAGAUCUUGUGACUAUUGUGGAGAUUAUGCAGGUAGUAGCAAGUGGGGUGCCUGUUUUUGAGCAGUGUCCAAAACUAGAAGCUUGGAAACAAAGAAUAGAGGAAGCACUGGGUCCAGAAGUCUUCAAAGAGGCACAUAAAGACAUUCUCAAUGUCAAGGAACAGCUUGAUUCUUUGUCUCCAGAAGUUAAGGAGCAACUUAAAGGAAGACUGCUUCUUUUUACAAAAGGUGGAAUGUGGCUCUGCUAAGCAAUGAAA
This is a messenger RNA of Nanorana parkeri, 756 nucleotides long. RefSeq names its product glutathione S-transferase theta-1-like. Bases 1 to 747 code for a protein of 248 amino acids. The record is from RefSeq and is a predicted model, not a curated record. Lineage: Eukaryota; Metazoa; Chordata; Amphibia; Anura; Dicroglossidae. Gene Ontology annotation, molecular function: glutathione transferase activity. Gene Ontology annotation, cellular component: cytoplasm. The transcript has 5 exons. Gene Ontology annotation, biological process: glutathione metabolic process.